UUCCAACACUUCCAACCUAUAAUUUAUUUAUAAACAACUGUCAAGUUAUGGUGCCACGAGGAGUUCGUUGGGAUUGUUAACACGUAAAAUCUGAAUGAAUAGGUAUUUAAUUUUGUACAAUGCAAAAAGCUGCGUUUAAUUCAGAUCCAGGUUUUUGUCCGGACUGUGGAUCUAUUUUACCCCUUUUGGGCGAACUUGGUGGAGUUUGUUGUUACGGCUGUAAACGUGCUUGGGGACCUGAAGUUUUUGGGGACAUGGCUAUAUCAUACGUACUGCAUUUCAAUAAUGACGACACUUACACGUCCAGAGAAAAAAAGAAAAGUGAUAAAUCGGAAGAGGAAGCCGAGGGCCCAGUGGUUGAACGACGAUGUCCUCAGUGCCAAAAUGAUAAAAUGUCAUACGCUACACUACAACUUAGAUCUGCAGAUGAAGGGCAAACUGUAUUUUACACAUGUACCAAGUGCAAGUUCAAGGAAACGGAAAAUUCUUAAUUCUGACUACAACCACGAUGAAAUCUACCUUUGUUUAUGGAUUCAACUCAGAAUCUUAGAUUCUGUUCAUUCCUAUACUUUAUUCAUCACGGCUUCGUUUGUUGUACUGUCUAUCGACAUACCAUAGGGUAGGCAGCAAAGAUUGUGCAUCAGUGCAAUUGUAAAUAUACUUAUAACGCCAAUAAAAGUCUUACAUAUAAUAAAACAUAGAACUUUAUUUUAUUUUACAUUCAACAAAUGAUGAAUAAUGGGUAGGCAAGCAACUGUUUAAUACCAGGGGUGUUGUUAUGAGUGGCUAUUUUUUUGUUUUCGUAUUAGAGUAUUCCUUUAUGUCAUCAACUACCCAGAGUAUCUAUCGUGGUAUGGUACGCUUUGUACAUACAGUUUGAUGACAACCCUCCGAAUUUUCCACUAUUAUAUGUCUAUAAGUUAAUCCUAUGAAAGCCUUCACCUUUUCGUUUCAUCUGAAAAAAUGCUCCUUAGUGGUCCAUUGUUUGAAAACCUCAAUUAUAACAAUAAGAACGAUUCCUACUAAACACUUCACACUAUCGUAUAUGUAUAUUUUUUUUAAUCCACAACUCACCUAGAGUUAGGCUACCCCAGGUAUCGAUCAAAUAUAAAUAUCUCUUUGCCUUAGAUAUGCGCCGUUGUAGUAGGAGAAACUAGAUAUAGGUAUAGAUUUCGAAUAACUAAGUAAUCGGUUGUUAAUAUAGUCAUCAGAUGGAUUACAAAUUUGAAGAGUUUUCAAUUUAAAGUCAUUCAUAAAAAAUUGAAGACUUUUUUGUAUUGCUAUAUGAGCUGAUUUUUAAACUGUAUAUCAUCCUCUAUGCUGUGGGCUUACCCACGCAUUUAUUUACAAUAUUUAAUUUGAUGCAGAGAAAAAAUUUAGUCGAAGAUAGUCGAAAAUGAAUACUUAUAAACAUAUUCAUUUUAUUUUUCUCAAUAGGUAUGUAGUAAUGGAGUUUUAUUUGUUUAAGAGUAUAUAGUAAUAUGGAAAUACCCGUUUGCGGUUUUGAUGUUCUAAUUUACGCGGUAGUAGCGUAUGUACAAUAAGAACUAUCAUUAAUAUUAAUUAUAGUUUAUCACUACAACUGCACCUAGUAGGCAUAAAGUUUGAUUUGAUUUUCAAUUUCAAUUGAAUAUUUGUUCCAUCAUUCGAAUUAUGUGUUUAUAAAAUUACUUUCCCACAGCCCUAGGAUAAUAAACACUCGCAAGAAUAUUCGCUCAAGUACGUCAUCAUAUUUAGUAAUAAUUUUUACUCUAAUUAACAUAAGUAAUUAAUUCAAUCUUUUAUUAUACCUUUAAUUAUAAAAGGUUUCAAGUUCUAAGGCCGUUAAUAGUGGAGUCAGCUUCGCAUAACAAAGCAGCUAGAAAAUUGCCUCUUCUCCACAAUCCAGCUAUCUGUCAUAACCAUGAUUGUAAAAGGUGUAAAAAAAUAAAAUAAUAUAGUUACGACCAAUUUUUUUUGUUUCAACAAUAGCUGUAGCCCGUAUUACCUAAUAAUAAUAAUUAUGAUAAUAAUAUAAAUACACUGUUAUCAUAUCAUUAUUAUACGCUUUUUUUUUUAAAUUGAUCCAUAGCUAAUAUGUAUAUAACAUGUAAAACGUUAAGUUUCAUCCUAAUUUUUAAUUUUUUUUUUUUUUUUCAAUUAAUUAAAU
Athalia rosae (coleseed sawfly) is the source of this 2149-nucleotide messenger RNA. RefSeq names its product DNA-directed RNA polymerase I subunit RPA12 (gene RpI12). The transcript is spliced from 3 exons. Lineage: Eukaryota; Metazoa; Arthropoda; Insecta; Hymenoptera; Athaliidae. Gene Ontology annotation, molecular function: nucleic acid binding; zinc ion binding; DNA-directed RNA polymerase activity. Gene Ontology annotation, biological process: termination of RNA polymerase I transcription; DNA-templated transcription. The record is from RefSeq and is a predicted model, not a curated record. Gene Ontology annotation, cellular component: RNA polymerase I complex. Bases 120 to 491 code for a protein of 123 amino acids.